AAUAAAAUAUUUGUGACUGGAGUUGUAUUGCUCUGCUGACGUUUGUGUCCAUACAGUCAAAAAUUCCAUUGAAGGGAAUCCCCACAGCGUUGGACUCUUGAGUGGGGGGGCCUUGUGCUGAAGCAUGGCACCAAGAAGAUCUUGGCAUGUCAGGCUCCUCCCUGCUCACUGCAGCCAAUCAACAAAUGAGAAGACUGAAGAGUCAGACACUACGGGAGAGUCCUUGCAGUCAGGCAACUAUUCUGGCUAAAGAGAUGAGCCUGGUGGAGGACAACGGCCCGGCAACGGGCUGUUGCAAUGGCAAACUCAGGCAGUGGCUGAUCGAUCAGAUCAACAGCAGGCAAUACCCUGGCCUGGUUUGGGAAAACCAUGAGAAAACCAUCUUCAGGAUUCCUUGGAAGCAUGCGGGCAAGCAGGACUACAACAGAGAGGAGGAUGCUGCGCUCUUCAAGGCGUGGGCUUUGUUCAAGGGGAAAUAUAAAGAAGGCGUGGACAAGCCAGAUCACACCACGUGGAAAACCAGACUUCGCUGCGCCCUCAACAAGAGCAACGACUUUGAUGAGCUGACGCACCGAACCCAGCUGGACAUCUCCGACCCUUACAAAGUCUACAGGAUCAUUCCAGAAGCGGCAAAGAGAGGUACAGUAACAAUACCCAAGAUGAGCGUCAGUAUGGAGGAUGCAUCGCAAUCUUUUGGUUUGAUCUCCUCAUACUCAACAGCAAACAGCCAGAUGCAAACACACGUGCUUCCACAGGAGAUAAGAGACUGGAGGGAUUACAAACCUGCAGAACAAUACCCCGUUGUUGCUGCUGCACAUCACUGUGGAUCGCAUGGAGAGCUGCCGUAUGCUCAGUGUCACUUCCCUUUACCGAUGAGCCGAGCUUGGCCUGAGCCGCCCUCAGAAAACGGCUUUCCGUUCUCCUUGCGCCCCUACUUGUCAGAGCCCCAACAACCUUUGGCCAUGACGGACUACAGCAGUAUCAUAGCAGAUUGUAGCCUGCAUGUGUCCCUAUUCUACAGAGAAUCUUUGGUGAAGCAGGCGACCACCAGCAGCCCAGAAGGUUGCCACAUCACCCCUCCGUCCUCCUCCUCGCCACCGCCAUCUUCAUCCUCCUGCUUGCCAGAUUUUCACAGCGGGGCGGAUAUUGUUCUCUUUCCGUUGCCGUUCCCCGAGUCUCAAAGGCGGGGUGCAGAGAGGCUUGCUGAUAUCCUGGAGCGGGGAGUGCUGCUGUGGAUGACGCGUGACGGCCUGUACGCCCGGCGCCUUUGCCAAGGACGCGUCUACUGGGAGGGGCCCCUCGCUCCCAAUGUGGAUAAACCCAAUAAGCUGGAGAAAGAGCUGCCAUGUAAAUUGUUUGACACCCAGCAAUUUCUGAUUGAGCUUCAAGAUUUUGCCCGUAAUGGACGACGUGUACCGCCACACCAAGUGGUUCUCUGUUUUGGAGACGAGUACCCCAACCCACAGCGUCCAAGAAAGAUGAUCACAGCUCAGGUGGAGCCAGUUUUUGCCAGAAAAUUGGCCAACUAUUACCAGAAGAGCAAUGACGACUACUGGCAGACUUAUCAACACAACCAGGAACAGAACACAAGUCCAAAUCCCCUCCCCCUCCCAUAGACCCUCGCACAUCAAGGAGUGACACAUACAAGUGCAGCAUUUUUUCACAACUUGAAAUGAUAGAAUGCAGAGAAUCACCUACCGAAACCCCCCUGCCCCCCCCACACCCCCAGCACCCCUUGCACAUAGCCGAGUCUUUUUAUGUGUUACUUAUAUGAGUGUUUGUGACUGUGUGUGAAGGAUGCGGUUUCCGAGCGAGGCUAUGAGGUUGGGGCACUCGAACAGGAAAUGCUACCGCAGGUGCACAGGAUGUACAACCCCUCACAAAAAAACACAGGGAUAACGCAAUUGUUUGAAGAAAUAUGUACAAGUCCUCUCAUAGCAUUGGAACGACAAGGUCAAAUUCCCGAGUGUUUGUACUGAUGACAUUUUGGGUUAGCGAGUGAAAGAUGAAUGUGAGAC
This is a messenger RNA of Hippocampus comes (tiger tail seahorse), 2018 nucleotides long. It is a transcript of the gene irf4a, whose product is annotated as interferon regulatory factor 4a. Bases 147 to 1616 code for a protein of 489 amino acids. The record is from RefSeq and is a predicted model, not a curated record. Lineage: Eukaryota; Metazoa; Chordata; Actinopteri; Syngnathiformes; Syngnathidae. Gene Ontology annotation, molecular function: protein binding; DNA-binding transcription factor activity, RNA polymerase II-specific; RNA polymerase II cis-regulatory region sequence-specific DNA binding. Gene Ontology annotation, cellular component: nucleus. Gene Ontology annotation, biological process: regulation of transcription by RNA polymerase II; immune system process. The transcript has 9 exons.